AUGGGGGAUAUUCGACCUGAGGAUCCCGCCCUCUCUCCACCCAUUGCCUCGUCCGAACGCGAAGUCACUGUCCUCGUCACCGGCUUUGGUCCCUUCCUAACCGCCUUCCCCAUCAACCCCUCCUGGGAAAUCGUCCGCCGCCUCCCCCCGACCCUCACCCUCCCCCCGACCCUCACCCUCCCCUCCCACCCCUCCCCCAAACCCCCAUCUUCCACCACCACCACCCCUUCCUCCCCCGCAACCAAAAUCACCCUCCUCGCCCCCGCGCCCCCCUGCCCCCUCCGCGUCUCCUACCACCCCACCGCCGCGCUCCUCCCCUCCCUCCUCGCCGCCCACCGGCCCGACCUCGUCCUCCACGUCGGCCUCGCCGCCGGCCGCGACUUCUUCGCCAUCGAGCGCGGCGCGGCGCGCCUCGGCUACGCGCGCAACGACGACGUCGACGGCCGCCGCUGGUCCGCCAAGGAGAGCGACGCCGCGUGGCCGCCGCGACGGGAGGAGCGCGGCUUGGGGUUCCCCGAUCGUUUGGAGACGGGGUUGGGGUUUGAGGGGGUGUGGGAUAAGUGGGUGGGGGGGUGUUGUGGGGGUGGUGGUGGGGGCGUUGAGGGGGUGAGGGGGCCGGGAGAGGAGGGGAGGGGGAGCGGGAGCGGGAGGGGGGGUGAGGGUGGUGGUGGUGGUGAGAGCGGUGGCGAUGGGAAGGGGCCGCGGCGGAGGCGGAGGGAGGUGGAGAUCCGGCCGUCGGAUAAUGUGGGGAAUUAUCUGUGUGGGUUUAGCUAUUAUACCACUUUGGCGUGGUUUUGGGCGAGGGGGAAGGAGCGGGAGGAGCAGCAGUGUGGGGAGGAGGGGGAGGGGGAUGGGGAGGGGGAUGGGGAAGGGGCGCGUGUGGACGUCGAGCGGCCGGUCUUGUUUCUGCAUGUCCCGCCGUGCCCUGAGGAGGAGGAUGUGAUUCAGGGGAGGGAGAUUACGGAGGAGCUGAUUAAGGCGAUGGUUGGAUGUUACUUGGCGCAGAAGGAUAAGAAUCAGCGGGAGGGGGAGGUGUUGGCUGUGUAG
Molecule: messenger RNA, 1047 nt
Organism: Diplodia corticola
Lineage: Eukaryota; Fungi; Ascomycota; Dothideomycetes; Botryosphaeriales; Botryosphaeriaceae
Product: pyroglutamyl peptidase type i
Exons: 2
Coding region: 1-1047 (348 amino acids)
Biological process (GO): proteolysis
Source: RefSeq, a predicted model, not a curated record